This is a messenger RNA of Neoarius graeffei (lesser salmon catfish), 4718 nucleotides long. It is a transcript of the gene dnmt3bb.1, whose product is annotated as DNA (cytosine-5-)-methyltransferase 3 beta, duplicate b.1. Gene Ontology annotation, molecular function: DNA binding; DNA (cytosine-5-)-methyltransferase activity, acting on CpG substrates. The record is from RefSeq and is a predicted model, not a curated record. NCBI's taxonomy places the organism in Eukaryota, Metazoa, Chordata, Actinopteri, Siluriformes, Ariidae. Gene Ontology annotation, cellular component: nucleus. The transcript is spliced from 22 exons. Bases 228 to 2672 code for a protein of 814 amino acids. Gene Ontology annotation, biological process: negative regulation of transcription by RNA polymerase II.
UACAGCAGCCAGCGAGCAAGAACGAGACCAGAUUUACAUAUUUGCCCCGAGGGUUUAAAUGCGUGGGUGAACUCCAGGUGAAGUGUGACUUACCACGACGGCUCGGCAGUCUCAGGAUUAACGCGAAGGAUUCUUCAGUGCCGUGUUGUCCUGCGCCUUCAACACCAGCAUUCCUGCAGCAGUUUAGCAGACAAAUACACAGAGAAGGAGCUACGACCCAAGAAGUGAUGCCAUCCAACAAGUACUCCUCCGCUAUCAUGGCGGAAAGUGACAAGAUGACAGCCACGGCUGCUGUAAAUGGUGACAUGUCCACAGUGGAGGGUUUGUCAGAGAAUGACAGCGGACUGGAGAUGACCAAUGAGAACAGCCCCUUAACCGGGGCAGAACCACCUUCGCCGUUUAGCCCCAAACAGAACGGGGGCGCAGCAUCACCUGCAGAUGAGAGUGUGAACAGCCUCAGGAGGAAGAGAUCUCGGAAGAGUUCUUCAACAGAUUACGAGAGUGUGUGGGACUCGUGCAGUGAGGAAAAGACUGAUCUGGGUUCAGGCUGUGAUUCCAGUCUUAAACGGAGGUCUCGUCCCAGGACCAUUUUCCAGGCUGGACUAACAGCUCAAACAAAACCCCGUAACAGGGAGAGGCGCCGCGGCAAGCAGGAGCCCAGCAGUCUGGUUCCUAGUCUUCCUGAAGGCCCCCAGCUGGAGCUGAUGGAGCAGGACUCUAAAGACUCAGCUCAAAGCAGCGCAACAUCCACCUCUACUACUGACACAGCCAGCCAGCCUGAAUACAAUGACAAUAAGGGCUUUGGAAUUGGAGAGCUGGUGUGGGGCAAAAUUAAGGGUUUCUCCUGGUGGCCUGGCAUGGUGGUGACCUGGAGAGCUACGGGGAAGAGACAGGCAUCACAUGGCAUGCGCUGGCUCCAGUGGUUUGGUGAUGGCAAGUUCUCUGAGGUGUCUGCUGACAAACUGGAUUCCAUCACAGCCUUCUCCAAGUUCUUUAAUCAGUCUUCUUACACCAAGCUGGCUUCCUACCGCAGAGCCAUAUUCCAGGCCCUGGAGAUGGCUAGCAUACGUGCUGAGAAGACGUUUCCUCUGUGUGAAUCGGAUAAUCCAGAGGACCAGGUGAAGCCUAUGCUGGACUGGGCUCACAGCGGCUUCCUGCCCAAGGGCAAGGAGGGCCUCAAACCCAGAGAGAACUCCUCUGAGUGCUGUUUGUUCCCAGCAGCUCCGGAGAGCACAACGCUUCAGGCUAAACUUCUGGAGUACAAUCCACCGGAGCUUGCACCAUCUGCUAAGAGGGCCAGACUCAGCAUGUGCAAGGCCAAAUCAGCCAGUGAGGACAUCUAUAGCAGAGAACAAAUGGUUCAUGAAGUCUUGAAGAAUCACAGAAGUAUAGAAGAGUUCUGCCUGUCUUGUGGCAAGACAAGAGCAGCAACCUUCCACCCCCUGUUUGAAGGAGGCCUUUGUCAAACAUGCAAGGAUGUAUAUUUAGAGAUCUCCUACAUGUAUGAUGACGAUGGCUAUCAGUCGUACUGCACAGUGUGCUGCGGAGGCCGAGAAGUGCUACUUUGUGGCAACGCCAACUGCUGCAGGUGUUUCUGUGUGGAUUGUUUGGACCUGCUGGUGGGUCCAGGAGCAUCGAACAGUGCACGGGAUUUGGACCCAUGGCUGUGUUAUAUGUGUCAGCCAUUGCAGCAGUAUGGUGUGCUAAAGAGACGUCAUGACUGGAGCCUUAAACUGCAGGAGUUCUUUGUCAAUGACAACGGACAGGAGUUUGAAAGCCCAAAAAUCUUCCCAGCAGUCCCAGCAGAGCAGAGACGUCCAAUUCGAGUUCUGUCACUGUUCGAUGGCAUCGCCACAGGAUAUCUGGUGCUGAAGGAUUUGGGCUUUAAGAUUGAUGCAUACAUUGCCUCAGAGGUGUGCGAGGACUCCAUAUCCGUGGGAGUCGUCCGACAUGAAGGAAAAAUCCAAUAUGUGAACGAUGUUCGGAAUAUCACCCGGAAAAAUGUAAGUGAUAAUAUUGCCGAGUGGGGACCGUUUGACUUGGUGAUUGGUGGAAGCCCAUGUAAUGAUCUGUCAAUUGUCAAUCCAGCCAGGAAGGGGCUUUAUGAAGGGACUGGCCGUCUGUUCUUUGAGUUCUAUCGCCUGCUGAGCGAAGCAAAGCCAAAAGAGGGAGAGGACCGACCCUUCUUCUGGAUGUUUGAGAAUGUGGUUGCAAUGGGCGUCAAUGAUAAACGGGACAUUUCCCGCUUCCUUGAGUGUAAUCCAGUGAUGAUUGAUGCUAUUGAAGUGUCAGCUGCCCACAGAGCACGAUAUUUCUGGGGCAACCUGCCAGGAAUGAAUAGGCCUCUCUGUGCCUCUGGCAUGGAUAAGCUAGAACUGCAGGACUGCCUGGAGCAUGGCCGCGUUGCCAAGUUUGGAAAGGUGCGUACCAUCACAACCCGCUCCAACUCCAUCAAGCAAGGUAAAGACCAGCAUUUCCCUGUCAUGAUGAACGGCAAAGAGGACAUUCUGUGGUGCACAGAGCUUGAGAGGAUUUUUGGGUUCCCUGUCCAUUACACAGAUGUGUCCAACAUGGGGCGGGGUGCUAGACAGAAACUGCUGGGUCGAUCGUGGAGCGUGCCAGUCAUCCGACAUCUCUUUGCCCCUCUGAAGGACUACUUUGCCUGUGAAUAACAGACAAAAAAAAGUGUCCAGUCCACUCAGGCCAAAGUCACACUGGCUUAAUACCUCCAGCAACAGAGGACCAAAUGGCUUCACAAGACACAGGGGAACUUGUGAGGUUUAGUUGUUUUUGUCUCAUUAGAGACCCAAGCAAGAUUUUGUCCAGCAGAUGAUGCUGUUGCUUUGAGCCAACAAGUCUGGUGUAUGGUUUUUAAAGGCAUACUUAAGGUAGGACAAGAGGCUGUUUUACUAACUGAUGUCCUACGUUCAAACUCAUAACAUUAUUCACACAAGUAUUUGAUUUUCAGGGAUCUUGUUUCACUUAAUGAUGCCUUUUCCAUCUUGAUGGACAGAAAUACUGGUAGACCGGUUUAACACUCUCGUCUUCAUAGAUAAAGCCGACAUUCUGACGAAGAGUAACAUGAUCUCACUUAAUGGAGAUGUGUGAAAUUGUAACUGAAAUCUCAUGUUUGUUCUGUGAGGUAUGUGCCAUCAAAAUCUGCAUUACGUUGUUUUUUUUGUUUUGUUUUGUUUUUUUAAGUAUUCUUCAAGGACUAGACUAUCUUUUUGCAGUUCGAUUUAUUAGUUCCUAGUAGAAAGAUGUAGUAUGAUCUAAUGUCCCUUGACAUUCUGUUGCUUUUCAAAGAACUGAAACAUUGAUAAUUUGCCAAAAUGUCAAACUUGUUUACUAUAAGAGAGGAAGGUCUUUAAUCAUGGGAAAAAUAAGAAUUCAAUUAGUCAUGCCAAAGAUCAGAACACACAGACGGAGUCUUUAUUUCAAGUCACAACAUGAUUCCUUACAGUUUAGACUUUUCCCAAAAAGUGAAAGGUUGAUCAUUUUUAGAAUGUUUCGUCGUCGUCGUCAUCGUUGUUGUUGUUUGUGUAGUGACUGUAUGACCUUUGGCAAGCAUUUGUAAUGCAUUCCUUGUACUAUAGGUCGUUUUACUCAAAGAAAUACUUGAAAUGAGUACAUCAGUGCAAAAGCUAAGCUAUGAGCCCACCCGAUGUAUUUACAAACAUUGUUUUUCUACAAAGAAAUUCAAAUAAGAGUACAUUCAAGAGAAGAAAAAUCUUUAAAAGAUAAAACCAAAUGUACAAUUGCUACACAAGCAGUUGAUCUGAUAUUCUAGAUUUUAAAAUGCAUUACUAAUAAUAUCAUGAGUAUAAAAAGUACGUCACAUCCAGGGCUUCUUUAAAAAAAAAAAAAUCAAAAUGCAGAAAUUACAAGUAACACACAGAGUACUGUUUUGAUAUGUUUACAUUCCUAGCUAGUUUUUAGGGUCUUCACAGAGACCUUCACUGGAACUGUAUUAUGAACGUGUCUUCCUGAAAGAUGAGGACUGAUUUUGAACGAAAAAUUACCUGAGUUUCUUUACUGCUGUUUCUUUGUUUUAUUGGGUGCUCUGUCACAACAGGUUGCAUUUUUGUGCUCCUUCAUUUUGCAUUCUUUUUUUUUUUUUUUUUAGUAUAAUUUUCAAAUGUUUUUAAACUUACGGUGCCUUUUGAAGUACAGUACACUGUGGAGCCUUUUUGAUUGCUUUAAAAUAGAAAGUAAUACUCGCUCUAGAUAUACGUGCUUCAGAACGACUACUGUCCAGAAUUGAAGCUUGAAUAUGAUGUUAACCAGUUUAAGACAGUAUGCUGAAAUAUCUUUGUUUUAGUAUAUCAUGUACGAUAGAAGUUUAUCAUUUAUAUUUGCAUUACAAAAUGACAACUACAAACUUCUAAUAACCCUAAAUGUAGGUCGAUAGCGAAAUAGCACAAAGUAGUGUAGUGUUUUAAUAUUUUUGUAAAAUCCUAACAUUUUACGUAGUUGUUCUUUAAAUAUGAUGUAUAAAUGUUUGUCAUUUGCUUGCUAUUUGGUAAAAUAAAAACACAUUAGCACUGAAAACUUACAUAUUAACAGUACAUUUUAUACAAAGUCCAUUUUGGAGCAUUUUUGAUAAGUACUCCAUGACUAUUUUUAUACUUUUGUACUCAUUUGUAUGCUUUUGUGUACCUUUUUUUUUCAUAACUAUAUGUAACAAAGUGUUGUUAGGGGCAUUGACACCAAUAAAG